AGAUGAGGCCGUAGCUAGCAGACGCCCCGAUGGAGGGACAGACAAGGUCGUAAGUGCACUCUCAUGUGCUGCGAUAAUGGACACAGGGUGGUGUGUCGGAGGGGGUGGAGGACGCGAAGGGAGGGAGGAUGGAGGUGGUCCGAGCGGUUCCGGUGGCGUACAUGGAGGUAAAUGUAUCAGUUGUACAUGUCCCAUUUGCCGGCCUGGGAUAGCUAAUAGUGUAGAAUACGCCGCUGUGGCAAGUGUAAGUAGACCUAACGAAGAGUAUGUGCUCAGUUUCUCCCCCAACUCGAUCUCUACCACGACACUGUCGGACAAGCUCACCUCUUGGGUUAUCACAGGUGUCCCAUUCCGCAUAUCUGGAUACUACAGUAUCCAGCUUAAACACAACUACUCUUCGCCGGAGUGCAACCGCCAGCCAACCUCGCCUGCAUGCAAGCCCUCGUACCCGCUCUCUGAACUCGAGUUCCGCCACUUCCUUACCCUGAGCGUCGUCCCACAGUACGACCUUGUUAGGUGGGUAUCUUGGGCUACGACCACCUCCUAGCAGGAACAACAGCGACGAUGAAUGUAAUGGGACAGCAGCAGCCAAAGUGCCACCGGUGAUCUCUAAUUCUCAAGUCAAUACACAUGGAAUGCGUCCACAAUGAUCCAUAUCACAUGUACCUCGUUUCCGGAGUAACUUCAAUGGUCGUGCUCGAUAUACGGCGAACCCUGUUGGAGUACAUGUAGUGAAAAGUUGACAGUCUGCGUCGAAACGGGAGUCGAAUAUGAGAACUGGAGCAGUUGAGCUGAUUGAAUGUCGCGCGAGGUUCAUCCAGGAGAUGUCAGGUAGAGGUCAGAGAUACGCAAGAAAUGAAUCAAAUUCGGAAUCCUGACCGGGACUGAGCAAGAGUAUAGACAAUGAGGCUCAAGGAGCCAUGGAGGCAUUCCAAGUACAGAUAUGGUACCAACGGAGAUAUCGGUACUAUUUGUAGGGUACGCCUGGGUGCGCUCGGCUCAGGCUUAGUAGUGAAUGCAAUAUUCGUCGCC
This is a messenger RNA of Somion occarium, 1032 nucleotides long. Lineage: Eukaryota; Fungi; Basidiomycota; Agaricomycetes; Polyporales; Cerrenaceae. The record is from the annotation of a GenBank genome assembly.